AUGAUUGCAAGGGUGAUUGCGGGGGAUUCAGCUUUGGAUUUACAACAACGUGUCGAGGAUGCCGGCUUUCCUAAUGUUGUAGUUACUCCUAUGGGAGGUGAUAGGGUGUUUCUUAAUUGUUCUGGUGAUGAAGAUAUUUGGCAAGUGUUUAAUGGGGCCCUUCAUUUUUUUGCUAUGUUGUUCUCUAAUAUUCAUAAGUGGUCGGAGGCGGAGGUUCGAUAUGAACGCGGUGCAUGGUUGCGAGUCUAUGGUAUUCCCGUUCAUGCUUGGAACGAGUCUUUCUUUCGAUUGUGUGCUCCAGAGAAUGGUAGAUUCAUUCGUGCAGACGAAUGCACAAUUGACAAGGCACGCUUAGAUUUUGCACGUAUUCUUGUUUCCACGUCACAAUUAGAGAUUUUGAAUACGUCUUCUGAAGUUGUCAUUGACGGGAGGAAAUAUAUUAUUAAAUUGGUGGAGGAAUGGGGAUGUCAUUUGGGCGAGGAUGCAUUUAUGACGGAGGUUGAUUCGGUUUCCACACCGGAAGCGGUAUUUCAACCAAAUGUCGAGGAAGGUUUGGGAAGAGGUUCAAGGGGAGUGGGAGUUGGAUGA
This is a messenger RNA of Ceutorhynchus assimilis (cabbage seed weevil), 588 nucleotides long. Lineage: Eukaryota; Metazoa; Arthropoda; Insecta; Coleoptera; Curculionidae. The record is from the annotation of a GenBank genome assembly.